AUGACUGCGUGCUGUGUGAAGUUGCCGCGCUUGAAGUGCACGGGGUUGGUCGAGGUUAAGUUCUCCAAUGAUGACGAUACGGUCGCGGCCGAGGGUGUCUUCUUCCUCAAAGGGGCCCCUGAGGAGGCGUUUCUGCAGUCUGCGCAUCUUCGGACCAACCGCACGCUCACUGCCAACACCGAGGAAAUCGAUCCAGCCGAAGCCUCCUCCUAUGAUUUGGUCCCGCCCGCCCUCAGGGCCGCUGAUUCCCAGCGUCGCUUUCCGUUUUUCGCAGGGAGGCUGGCCAAUGUAGAAGCCUUGGAAACGACCGCCUAG
This is a messenger RNA of Clonostachys byssicola, 315 nucleotides long. The record is from the annotation of a GenBank genome assembly. Lineage: Eukaryota; Fungi; Ascomycota; Sordariomycetes; Hypocreales; Bionectriaceae.